Molecule: messenger RNA, 1155 nt
Organism: Botrytis deweyae
Lineage: Eukaryota; Fungi; Ascomycota; Leotiomycetes; Helotiales; Sclerotiniaceae
Exons: 1
Coding region: 1-1155 (384 amino acids)
Source: RefSeq, a predicted model, not a curated record
AUGCUUUUAUGUACAUUUGAAGAUCCACCAGAAGAUUUGAAAGAUAAUGGCCUCACACUUGUCCCCAUACGAAUCGCCAAGCUCCAGCAUGAUAUUCACCCCCAAAUACUUCGGACAUGUCGAAAGAUCAAUGAUGAGGCUACAGUUAUCAUGAGAGAAACGAAUCUCUUCGUUAUGGUGACCGGUGUUAUAAGAUUGGAUGAGCCAAGGAAUUGCUUCUUCUCAAAAUACAUUCCAAUGGUCAGAGUAGAAACAGAGCAGCAAGAAAAAGACUUCCGGAAAGCUUGCGUAAUGACUCAUGAGAUCUGUGGAUCAACAAAAUCCUCAGGAGUUUUACCUGAUGAGCCAUACAAAUUUAUGCUACUUCAUCGUCAUCUUCCACUGUUAUGUGCAGCUUUGGUUGUCAGUGCAAUAGGAACGCUUCCGUAUUGUGAUGAGAUGUCAGCACCUCAUAUCGUUACUAUUCUCGAAACUUACGACAAAUACGUGUCUAAGUCGUCAUCCUUGUCUGAGCAGCAGCAAGAGAAACUCAUUGCACCUUACCGUUCUGAAUUCGAGGGUUUCAUGGGGUUUCAAUUGAAAGGGAAUAUAUCGAAUGAGUUGAAGGACGCUGUCCUGUCAGGAAUUACUCGGGCCCCGCAGCUCAAUAUCGAAGGGACUAUUCACGGUUUGCAGAGCAUGGAAGCAAAAGGAAAUGAUUUCUUCGCUCUAGGAGAUGUUGAAAAUGCAAACCAAAUCUGGUGUCAAGCUUUAAUAAAGAUUCGACGAAUCUUGACAAUGAUCAAAAGAGAAUUGUUGCAUGAAACCCAUGAGCCGGAGUUUACAUACCAACUCAUGAACAUAUAUUUUGAUCUUUCAUCGGAUCGUCUUCAAUACAUCAUCCAUGCAAUGGAGACGGCCGGAAUUCAACAACGAAAGGCUCUGUUCCGUGUUCUAUCGCGUACAGUUGAUGACCCCUUCAAUAUGAACAGUCAUUGCAAUCUAGAGGGCUGGGCACCAUUUCAGCCCAAGUUGGCAGAGUUUAGAUAUCGAGAAGCUAUCGGUUGCAGACUGGCGGGAGUAUCACGUGCACACGAGGCAAUUGAAGAAGCUUUGAGAGCCAUGCCUAAUUAUCCUGAGUUCUUGGAGGAGCAGAAGAGGAUUAGAAGGGUAUAG